GUGACGCGCCCGGACGCCGCUCCUCCCCGUUGACCACCGAGGAGAGAAAGUUCCCCCUCUGACUUUGUAAUCAUCCAGAUGGAGCGAGAGUUUGACGCAGGGUCUUCUUUUUCCAAGCGAGGAAGAAAGUUGGUUUCAUGAACUCACUCAACUGUUAGAAAAAAAGUAGCUUUCGGUCUUUUUUGUCUUCUCUCAAAGCGUUGCGGCAUCAUGAAGCCUGCGCUGCUCUCCGGCGUCUCUCUGUGGACUCUCGCGGUCUUCUGCGCCGUACUGGAGAUCUCUCAAGCAGAAUGUGUCAAGAGUGCUUGUGAAGGCAAUGUCAUAGGAACAUCAACAACAACAAGCACAGCAGUCACAUUUGGAUCCAUAGCUAACUGCACCAUCUUCAAUGGGAACAAGUCCUCUGAAAAUGGUUCGAUCGGUGGUUUGAUUCCUGGAGCAAGCUAUCAAAUCUUCUUUGAGUGUUUUAACUGCUGCCAAGAGGCCACCACGAAGCCACUAGCAGUCACGAACCUCACUGACACUAAUAUCACGGCUUCCUCUAUAUCUCUGAAGUGGAGUAAACCGGAGGGGAACAGCUCUUUCUACAGAGUACGGUGGACUGAUGGAGACUUUGAUGAGACGACUGGAGCAUCUGUGAUGAUCACUGGUCUGACUCCUGGGGUCAAGUUCAGCAUAAAUGUCACUGCAGUGGCAGAUGAUGGGCUUACUGAAGGAGAGAAAGCCACUCUUUCUCUGUACACAAGACCUGGUGAAAUUGAGGAACCUAGUGUGUCCACAAACACCUCCUCCAUCUCUCUGAACUGGACCUCACCUCCGGGUGAGGUGUUCAAGUACAGGUUGGAGUGGCAUAAUGGUGGAGCGCUGAUGACGAGUCACACCAGCAGCACCUUCAGCGUGCUAUCAGGCCUCAUCCCUGGUACCAACUACACAAUCUCAGUCAUUGCCGUCGCCGGAGACAAUCAGACGGAAGGAGACCCUCACACAUUCACCUCAGUCACAAAGCCAGCUGGAGUCGGAAACCUCACUGUCGGUGGAUUCACGACUUCCUCUAUAUCUCUGAAGUGGACUAAACCAGAGGGAAACAGCUUUUGCUAUAGAGUACAGUGGACUGAUAGAACACAUAACUGGGGUGUCAGUGUCGCUGAAACUAAAAUAAACGUCACUGAGCUGACGGCUGGAGUGCUUUACAGUUUCUCUGUCAUAGCAGUGGCUGGAGAUAACAAAACAGAGAGUGAAGUGUCUGAGAUUGUUCACUAUACAAGACCUGGUGAAAUUGAGGAACCUAGUGUGUCCACAAACACCUCCUCCAUCUCUCUGAACUGGACCUCACCUCCGGGUGAGGUGUUCAAGUACAGGUUGGAGUGGCAUAAUGGUGGAGCGCUGAUGACGAGUCACACCAGCAGCACCUUCAGCGUGCUAUCAGGCCUCAUCCCUGGUACCAACUACACAAUCUCAGUCAUUGCCGUCGCCGGAGACAAUCAGACGGAAGGAGACCCUCACACAUUCACCUCAGUCACAAAGCCUGAAGUAGUCAGCAAUAUCACAGUCACUAAGAUCACAACUUCCUCUAUAUCUCUGAAAUGGACUAAAUCAGAGGGAAACAGCUCUUUCUACAGAGUACAGUGGACUGAUGGAAAUGUAACUGACAGUGCCAAUGUGACUCAAACAAAUAUAACCAUUACUAAACUGACUGCUGGUGUCCAGUAUGAAAUAACUGUUACUGCAGUGGCAGAUGACGGCAGAACUGACGGACAGAGUACCACUGUUUCUCAAUACACAAAGCCAGCUGGAGUCGGAAACCUCACUGUCGGUGGAUUCACGACUUCCUCUAUAUCUCUGAAGUGGACUAAACCAGAGGGAAACAGCUUUUGCUAUAGAGUACAGUGGACUGAUAGAACACAUAACUGGGGUGUCAGUGUCGCUGAAACUAAAAUAAACGUCACUGAGCUGACGGCUGGAGUGCUUUACAGUUUCUCUGUCAUAGCAGUGGCUGGAGAUAACAAAACAGAGAGUGAAGUGUCUGAGAUUGUUCACUAUACAAGACCUGGUGAAAUUGAGGAACCUAGUGUGUCCACAAACACCUCCUCCAUCUCUCUGAACUGGACCUCACCUCCGGGUGAGGUGUUCAAGUACAGGUUGGAGUGGCAUAAUGGUGGAGCGCUGAUGACGAGUCACACCAGCAGCACCUUCAGCGUGCUAUCAGGCCUCAUCCCUGGUACCAACUACACAAUCUCAGUCAUUGCCGUCGCCGGAGACAAUCAGACGGAAGGAGACCCUCACACAUUCACCUCAGUCACAAAGCCUGAAGUAGUCAGCAAUAUCACAGUCACUAAGAUCACGACUUCCUCUAUAUCUCUGAAAUGGACUAAACCAGAGGGAAACAGCUCUUUCUACAGAGUACAGUGGACUGAUGGAAAUGUAACUGUUAGUGCCAAUGUGACUCAAACAAAUAUAACCAUUACUAAACUGACUGCUGGUGUCCAGUAUGAAAUAACUGUUACUGCAGUGGCAGAUGACGGCAGAACUGACGGACAGAGUACCACUGUUUCUCAAUACACAAGACCUGGUGAAAUUGAGGAACCUAGUGUGUCCACAAACACCUCCUCCAUCUCUCUGAACUGGACCUCACCUCCGGGUGAGGUGUUCAAGUACAGGUUGGAGUGGCAUAAUGGUGGAGCGCUGAUGACCGGUUACACCAGCAGCACCUUCAGCGUGCUAUCAGGCCUCAUCCCUGGUACCAACUACACAAUCUCAGUCAUUGCCGUCGCCGGAGACAAUCAGACGGAAGGAGACCCUCACACAUUCACCUCAGUCACAAAGCCUGAAGUAGUCAGCAAUAUCACAGUCACUAAGAUCACGACUUCCUCUAUAUCUCUGAAAUGGACUAAACCAGAGGGAAACAGCUCUUUCUACAGAGUACAGUGGACUGAUGGAAAUGUAACUGACAGUGCCAAUGUGACUCAAACAAAUAUAACCAUUACUAAACUGACUGCUGGUGUCCAGUAUGAAAUAACUGUUACUGCAGUGGCAGAUGACGGCAGAACUGACGGACAGAGUACCACUGUUUCUCAAUACACAAAGCCAGCUGGAGUCGGAAACCUCACUGUCGGUGGAUUCACGACUUCCUCUAUAUCUCUGAAGUGGACUAAACCAGAGGGAAACAGCUUUUGCUAUAGAGUACAGUGGACUGAUAGAACACAUAACUGGGGUGUCAGUGUCGCUGAAACUAAAAUAAACGUCACUGAGCUGACGGCUGGAGUGCUUUACAGUUUCUCUGUCAUAGCAGUGGCUGGAGAUAACAAAACAGAGAGUGAAGUGUCUGAGAUUGUUCACUAUACAAGACCUGGUGAAAUUGAGGAACCUAGUGUGUCCACAAACACCUCCUCCAUCUCUCUGAACUGGACCUCACCUCCGGGUGAGGUGUUCAAGUACAGGUUGGAGUGGCAUAAUGGUGGAGCGCUGAUGACGAGUCACACCAGCAGCACCUUCAGCGUGCUAUCAGGCCUCAUCCCUGGUACCAACUACACAAUCUCAGUCAUUGCCGUCGCCGGAGACAAUCAGACGGAAGGAGACCCUCACACAUUCACCUCAGUCACAAAGCCUGAAGUAGUCAGCAAUAUCACAGUCACUAAGAUCACAACUUCCUCUAUAUCUCUGAAAUGGACUAAACCAGAGGGAAACAGCUCUUUCUACAGAGUACAGUGGACUGAUGGAAAUGUAACUGUUAGUGCCAAUGUGACUCAAACAAAUAUAACCAUUACUAAACUGACUGCUGGUGUCCAGUAUGAAAUAACUGUUACUGCAGUGGCAGAUGACGGCAGAACUGACGGACAGAGUACCACUGUUUCUCAAUACACAAGACCUGGUGAAAUUGAGGAACCUAGUGUGUCCACAAACACCUCCUCCAUCUCUCUGAACUGGACCUCACCUCCGGGUGAGGUGUUCAAGUACAGGUUGGAGUGGCAUAAUGGUGGAGCGCUGAUGACCGGUUACACCAGCAGCACCUUCAGCGUGCUAUCAGGCCUCAUCCCUGGUACCAACUACACAAUCUCAGUCAUUGCCGUCGCCGGAGACAAUCAGACGGAAGGAGACCCUCACACAUUCACCUCAGUCACAAAACCGUCUGUGGUCAGGAAUCUCUCCAUCAUUGAUGUCACAACAUCGUCUAUGUUCCUGACCUGGACUGAACCUGAUGGCAAUGCUACCUCUUACACAGUUCAGUGGUCUUUAAGAAAUGACACCUUGAGUAACACCACCACUGAAACCUCUUUUACCAUCGACAAGUUGGACCCCGGAGUCCAGUACAACGUCACAGUGACUGCUGUAGCUGUAUAUUCCUUAAACAAAGGAGAAGGAAUCUUAAAAAGGUCUUUCACAAGGCCUGAAAAGCCUGAUUACAUUAUGGUGACAGCACAAGGAACCAAUUACCUGGACAUCAGCUGGAAUUUGCCUCGUGGGAGGGCCGAUCACUACGUGGUGAACAUCUCAAAUGAGGGACAUAUUGAUUUGUAUAGCAACACAACAGCAGUCACCAUAGCCCUCUUUACUGAUUUAAAUCCUGGAGACUAUUUUUUCAUCACUGUGACCGCCGUAGCUGGGAGCUUCACUAAUACGUCUGAUCAGUCUUCAUUUGCCACUGAGCCCACACCUCCGGGUUCCAUCAUCAUCAUCAGUCAGGGAACAUACUCGCUUCAUCUUAAAUGGGCGACUCCUGCUUUGAUGGAGGAAGCUCCAGACAUCAGCUACAUUAUCACCUACCAGCCAGAGGGUGGCAAAGUACAAAAUAACAGCACCUGGUUCAAUACCACAGAGCUGUCCUCUCUUUUGUCUGGAACGUCCUACAAUAUAACUGUAGAAACAGUUGGACCCCAUAAUUUGAGUAGCACGGCCGUCCAUAAUUCCGCUUUCACCUUGCCCGAACCAGUGUACCACCUCACAGUGGGGGACGUGAACACAACAUCCAUCCAGCUGACGUGGCUCAGACCAAUUGAUCACAAGCCUUCCUACUCCUACCUGGUGAUAGCUCUCCAGGACGCCAUGGUGGUUCAGAAUGAAUCGACCAAGACUGAAAAUUACACCUUCUUCCAUCUGACCCCGGAAACCUCUACACUUUUCCAUGUAUUUGUUGUUGUAGCAGGGGUCAAGUCCGCAGUGGAGAGCAUCCAAAGUUACACAAAGCCUGAAGCAGUUUCUGGCCUCAUGGCCAUAGUAAACACAACGACCAUGUCAGUUAGCUGGACAUCAGCAGUUGGACAGGUGGUCUCCUACACCGUACUGCUGUACAGAGGCAGUCACUUGGUGGCAAACAACACGGACCUGAGCAACACGACUGUGAACCAACUGUUUCAGGGCCUGACUCCAGGAGUGCUUUACUGUGUGGAAUUGCUCACCAAAAGUGGACAUUUUGAGAGCAGAAACUCAAGUGUUUGCAACGCAACUUUUCCCAACCCUCCAGGCACCAUCAUGGUGGAGUCUCAGACUGUGACGUCCAUCAACUUCACCUGGGCCUCUCCAAAGGACAUGGACCAUGAUCAGUACAACUUCCGUGUGUCCAGCUUUAACGGUGCCGUUGUGACCGGAAACAACUGGUACCUGCUGAAUAACCUCCAGUCUGGAAGCCCCAACAAUAUCUCUGUUGUUACUGUUGGUGUGUGGAACUAUGAGAGCACUGCCGUGACUACAGAAAACUAUACCAGACCAUAUCCUGUCACAAUGCUGAGACAGACAGAAAUCAGCACAAAUGCGGUGACCUUGGAGUGGGAACCGCCCGAGAACAAAUCUCACUACUCAUAUAUUGUAGAGACCACAAAUGGCUCAUUUCUUCAAUCUGAAGCAGUCGCAAACCAACACAAAGUAAUCACUGGACUUCUCUCCGGGAGCAACUACAGCUUCACCGUCACCACACAGACACCAGAUGGCACUCAGUCAGCUCCUGUGACAGUGUUCUACUGUACACGUCCAUACAGUAUUGCACGGGUGGAAUCUGAAACCUUAAACACAACUGCUGUACUUCUGGUUUGGACGAAACCACCGGAGUACAAGCCUGAAUACACAUACCUGGUUCUGACCACAGGCUGUUGCUCCCAAAUCAAAACCUUUGCAGGAGAAGUGGCAGAGAUUUCUGAGCUCACCCCUGGGACCAACUGCACCUUCUGUGUUGUUGUCAGGGCAGCGGAUGGCAUCGAGGGGAAAGCGAGCUGCACCUCUCAGUACACCAAGCCUGAGGCAGUGCAACCACAUAUCUCCAGCCUGGGCUACAAUAGUUCAAUCCUGGUGUCAUGGAACCAACCUCCUGGGAAAGUGGAGCAUUAUAAGGUUUAUCUUAACAGCACGCCCCCGACUUUAAAGGAGCUGAACUCUAACAUUACCGACUUUCUGUUUGGCAACUUGUCCGCUGGAAGGCGCUACACUGCCGUGGUAACUACAUGUAGUGGACCCUUCAAUGCGUCAUCUGGCUUUAUUACUAAUGCAACUUACCCUAACCCUCCCGGGUCGAUUAGCGUCUGGAUGAAGACAACCAGCUCCAUUGACAUCAGCUGGAACGAAGCACCUCUGAUGGCAGGUGCAAUCUUCCACUACCAGUUGACGGACCUAUCACUCCAGGGAGAAGAAAACAACAGUACCACCAACACCACCUACACCAAUCAUUAUUUUACCUCCCUGCUUUCUGGGACUUCCUACAACAUCUCCAUAGCAACAGUGGGUGCGAUGGGUUUUAAGAGUGAGAAGGUUCAUAUCAACAAGGUCACUACAAGACCGUUGAGCGUGAACCUUCUUACGGUUUCUUCAGAAGACGAGGGCAUCGCUGUCAUGUGGGAUGCACCUGAUGACUACCAGGAAAGCUAUAGUUACUAUCUGACCUGGCAAAGCACAGAUGGGCCCAUUAGUGGUAGAUUAAUACGAGAACACAUGUAUAUGCUUGAUAACCUGGAUCCUGGCAAACAAUAUAACAUAAGUGUCACCACAGAGACCUUUGAUGAAACCGAAGGUGCUCCAAGAUGGAAUUCUACCUGCACAAAGGCAAGCCCAGCGAAAAACUUGAAAUGUUACGGUCCAAACAGCAGAAACGCUAAAGUCAUCCUGACCUGUAACAUGCCCAAUGGACAAUACUCUGGCUUCGAGGUCACUGUAAGGGAUGGCGAGAGCAAUACGACACACACCUGUAAUCACACUGUGUCCAACCUCCGUCACGACACUCAAUACUUUCUGAAUGUGACGACUCAGAGUUGUGGACCACCCAGCACCUCUGUGACUCGUUCCUGCUGGACAGGCAUCACAAACCCACCCAUUCCAGAGAACUAUGAGUCACUUGUGGUGUUGAGCAACAAAGAAUACAACAAGUUCACCCUUCAGAUCAAAACCAGCCUGCUGAACAGCAUCAAUGGGCCAAUCACACAUAUCGGGGUGCUGGUGACAGAUGCUGCCCCUGGAGACAUUUCUGACUCAAAUGAGUAUGUGGGAAAAACUCAUAAACAGUGGCAGGAAAAGGAUACCCCAGUAUACAUGGCAACAGUUGUAGAGAACACCUUCCUAUCACGCAGUGGAGGAGAGAGCCAUCUGAACAUAGAAAUAGGAAACAAAUCCAAAUGGAAGGGCUACACUAAUGGUGCUUUGGAGGCCAAUGGAAGAUACCAAUAUGCUAUUGUGUUGUUCACCAGUCUGGAUCUGCAGACGACCUUAGUGAAUGGUCAAAAUUCACUGAUAAGUAUAACCAACUUCUUUCCUGCUGCUCAACUCCCACAGAACCCAGCUGUCAUUGGCAUUGCUGUCGGAGUAACAUUGGGAAUUUUUUGCGUUCUCAUCAUCAUCCUCAUUGGCUUCAUUAUCUACUGGAAAAGGUUAUCCAACAAAGAAUCGCCAGACAUCCAGAUUCAAUCCAUGAGAGCCAAAGUAAGUGUGGCUGUGAGGGUGGAGGAGUAUGCGGCUUACUACAAGAAGCAGAGAGCAGACUCAAACUGUGGCUUUGCUGAAGAGUUUGAGGACCUGAAGCUUGUUGGUACAGCUCAGGUGAAAAUGAACGCUCAGACAUUGGAGAACAAACCCAAGAACCGCUACAACAACGUGCUUCCUUAUGACUCCUCUAGGGUGAAACUCUCUAUUAUCCAUGGAAGUCCAUAUGAUGACUACAUCAAUGCUAACUACAUGCCGGGUUACAACUCCAGGAAGGAAUAUAUCGCUGCUCAGGGUCCGUUGCCCACCUCAGUCAGCGAGUUCUGGAGGAUGAUCUAGAAGAACGUCCAGACUCUGGUCAUGCUGACACGCUGUAUCGAACAGGGACGAGUGAAAUGUGAGCAAUACUGGGAUCAUGGCACCAAGCACUUUGAAAACAUUAAUGUGACAACAACCUCUGAAGCAAAACUUGAAGACUGGACCAUCAGGGAAUUUCACAUAAAAAAUGUAAAAACAGCAGAGACACGUUCAGUGCAUCACUUCCACUUCACAGCGUGGCCAGAUCACGGAGUCCCACAGAGCACUGAGCUCCUCAUCAGCUUCAGACACAUGGUCAGAGAGCACAUGGACCAAUACUCCAGACACUCUCCUACUGUGGUCCAUUGCAGUGCUGGUGUUGGACGCACAGGAACCUUCAUUGCCAUCGACCGUUUGAUCUUCCAGAUUGAAAGGGAAAAUGUUGUGGACUUGUACGGCAUCGUCCACGAUCUGCGCAUGCACCGGCCCCUUAUGGUGCAGACAGAGGACCAGUACGUGUUCUUAAACCAGUGUGCCAUGGACAUCAUCAGAUCAAGAACUGGAACCAAUGUAGAUCUAAUCUACCAGAACAGUGCUGCACUGUCUAUUUACGAGAACUUAGAUUUCUUCAAAAGCGAGUUCCACGAUGCAUAGCCCCGAGAAAACACUCAGGUCUUCUACUUCGCAGACAUUUGAAAAAGGAACACUUUUAACUGAUUGCGCUAUAUUUAUUUUUUUAUACCUGUCACGCUUUUGUUAAUAAUCUUGUAGCUUUCUGAUUCAAAACCCAUAUUUUGUUGUAUUUAUUAGUUGAAAAUGUUGAAUGUUUGAUCAUGAAGGGAGCUGUAUAUGGAGAUACAACAGGGGACAUAAUCACUGACCAAUAAUAUUUGGAUUAUAUGUCAACUUUGGUCAAAGAUAAGAUCUCUUUCUCACUUUCUUAUAACUGCAGGUUUUUGUAUUGCUUAGUUUUUAUUUCAAGCUUGUUUACUACUGUAUAUGACUUACUGCUGAUUACAUUUUCUGCUCAGGUAAUAUGUUGGAUGCUGUAUAGAUAUUAUUACAGACACCUUUAAUGAAGAAACAUUUGUAAUGUUGAACCUUGGGAAUUGCCUUGGACAAAUAAUUGCUGGUAUGAAUACUAUGUGCCCUUUAAAAACCUGUAUGCUUUCGUGCCAGUAGGUGGCACUCCAUUAUUGUUGUCUUUAACUGAAAAAGACAAACAGGGACUGCUUUGUAGUUGCCUGUUAGACAAACCUUCAGUUUCCCGAUAUGAAUUGAAAUGUGCAAUGUCUUUGAAUGAAGGAGUUCUGUUUGUUUGUUGUAUAGAGACGUUUGUAUGUAUAUGCACUGUAGCGAAUAAUGCACUGGAUGCAUUUCUCUUUUUAUACACUGUCCACUUUUUUAACUAUACAGAUAUUUUCCUAUCGUUGAGUACAUUCUGGCCAGUGCUUUGUGAAACUGUUUUGCUAACACUUUGCUAUUCGCCCAACAUUCGAUUGUUUAAAUUUUACUUUUUUAAAGAGAUGGAUCGCCAAAAAACGAAAGCUCAGGAACUUAAAACAAUAACAGCUGAACAUUUUGCUGUGGAGGUAUGUUGUUAUAAAAUCUAUUACUGUACAAGUGUGUACUGUGAAGAAGGUCACGCCAGUGUUUUUGUUUUGUUUAUGUCCUUUCGCUACAUUGUCCUCAAAGAAACAACCAUGUUGUGUCACUUCCUGCCAACAUAUCUGGUCUAUCUGUGACAUUGAAAUCACCAGAGAAGCUUUAUUUUCAGCUUCUAAAGAGCAGAACUUUCAAUGAGGCAGGUAUGCUUUUUUUUUUAAAGAUAAUUGAUGUGUGGUUAGCCUGUAGAUAUUUUUUAAUCAAUGUCCAUUGAAAGCACUUAAUGAAAACAAGCUCACAAUGUUGGAUGAUGUUUUUGAAAUGCUUCAUGAGAUGAUUGCUGGUACAAUGCAAAUAAAUGUAAAAGGAGCCAAGAUUUGAUACUUUGUCAUCCUUCAAUGUGUGAAACUAUGUGGGAUUAAAGAUGUUGCUCCAUUUUGAACCCAA
This is a messenger RNA of Cyclopterus lumpus (lumpfish), 10242 nucleotides long. It is a transcript of the gene ptprja, whose product is annotated as protein tyrosine phosphatase receptor type Ja. NCBI's taxonomy places the organism in Eukaryota, Metazoa, Chordata, Actinopteri, Perciformes, Cyclopteridae. Gene Ontology annotation, biological process: protein dephosphorylation; angiogenesis. The record is from RefSeq and is a predicted model, not a curated record. Gene Ontology annotation, molecular function: cadherin binding; protein tyrosine phosphatase activity.